Molecule: messenger RNA, 5768 nt
Organism: Wyeomyia smithii (pitcher-plant mosquito)
Lineage: Eukaryota; Metazoa; Arthropoda; Insecta; Diptera; Culicidae
Product: nucleolar protein dao-5-like
Exons: 7
Coding region: 275-5599 (1774 amino acids)
Biological process (GO): chromosome condensation
Cellular component (GO): extrinsic component of mitochondrial inner membrane
Molecular function (GO): DNA binding; structural constituent of chromatin
Source: RefSeq, a predicted model, not a curated record
AGAACACCCAACGACCGCUCGACAUGCCUGUGUUAAUGGGUUCGGAUUCGAUGGAAAUAUUCUAAAAAUAUUGCAACAGUGCGUUAGUUCGCCGGUCGAAUGAGAAAGGUGGUUUAGGAAAUCAAAAGAAUGUUACAGUAAUUAAAAAUGAAUUCGUGGAACUACAUAUGGUGAUGGAUACAGCGUCCGGAUUGUGCCGAAAAAUGUUUCGACAUUUUUUGAUUGAAUUAUUUAGUGAAUCAAAGCAUUAUUUGCCCCAUAAAAGACAACCAUAAUGGCGAAAAAAGGGAAAGCCAAAAAUGGACCUGUGAAAACGGAGGCUACUGCAGAUGAGAAAACAACUGCAGCAACACCUCCAGCGGAAAAUACUCCUACCGAAGUGGUGAAACCCGUUGAACAAUCAACAAAACCCGCUGUUCAAAAGCCUGUUGAGAUUUCCAAAACGCCGGAGGAGUCGGGAAAAGAAACAGCAAAACCAGCGGAAACUAAGAAGCAAACCACGCCCCGACAAAAGCAAAAAGCUCCCCCCAAACCGAACGAAGACGCAAAGAAAAAGGAACCUCCAUCGAAAGAUUCCCCUACCCAAGCAUCUAAUCCGUUACAGAAUGGAGGCCCAACUUUGGCGGAAUCUACCGCACCCGAGGGCACUGCCAGUGAAGCCGAAGGUACUCAAACCAUCAAAAGGAAGCGCAAUCGAAGACAUCGCAAGAAGAAAACACCCGCCGAAGGCGAAGAAGCUGGCUCGCAGCAGCAGACGCAAAAAACCGCUCCGCCAGUGUCCGCUGAUGGAGAGAAACCGAAGAAGGAGCACAAGAAAAAACGUGCAAAGAGACUGCGCGCUCUAGCUCUGGCUGAGGCGGCAGCAAGCGCGCAGAUAGCAGUAGCUGAAGGAGCCACCGGUCAACAACCGGACAAAAUCGAACAGCUGCAGAAAAAAAUCGAAAUUGCCGAGAAAGUUCUCCAACAGGUCCAGCAGCAGACCCAUGAGGAACAGAAGAAAGUAGAGGGUCUGAAACCGGACUCGCCAAAGCAGCAACAAAAGCAGAACAACAAACGCAACCGAAACGAUUCCGAAACACAGAAGCUGGCCCAAAAAGAAGCCGAAGUGAAGAAAAUUUCCGAAGAAAAGAAGGAAAUACUGAGCGAAGCGAAGAAAUUACAAGAAACCAAAGCUCGCAAGCAGCAGGAAAUGCAGAAGCUGCUUGCAGAGAAAGCCCAAAAGGAAGAGGAAGCCAAACGACUCAUAGAGGAGAAAAAUCGCAAAGAAGCAGAAGCAGCUAAGCUCAAUGAGCAAAAGGCUCGAAUUGAGGCGGUUGAACAAAAAAUCACCGAAUUGGAACAGAUGAAAGUUGAACCCGCCGCCGCAAAGCAGCAGCAGCAACAACAGCAGCAAAGGCCACGUAAGGAGUCCGAAUCGAGCAAAAAUAAAAAACAACAAGUGAAACAGGACAGUAAAGAAUCUGAUUCAGCGAAAAAAGGCCCAGAGCAGCAAGCUAAACCCGAAGUAAUCGAAAAGAAAGCCAGUGUAGAUAAGGUUGAGAAACCUACUACCGAAAAGAAGCCAGCACCCGAAAAAGCCGCACCUGAAAAAAAGGUCGCAGUUGAAAAGGUAACUGUCGACAAGGCUGAAGCAGAUAAGAUCGCCGCCGAAAAGAAGAACGCUGCUGAGAAGGCUGCUGCGGACAAAGCAGCAGCAGAGAAGGCCGCUGUUGAAAAAAAGAUUGCUACUGAAAAAGCAGCAGCUGAGAAGGCCGCCAGCGAGAAAGCGGCAGCCGAAAAAGCAGCAGCUGAGAAGCUAGCCGCUGAGAAGGCCGCUGCAGAGAAGAAACUGGCUGCCGAAAAAGCAGCCGCUGAAAAGGCAGCAGCAGAGAAAGCUGCAGCCGAGAAACUAGCCGCUGAAAAGGCCGCCGCGGAAAAGAAAUUUGCUGCCGAAAAGGCAGCCGCUGAAAAAGCAGCAGCUGAGAAGGCAGCUGCUGAAAAAAUUGCUGCCCAGAAAGCUGCAGCAGAGAAAGCCGCUGCCGAAAAAGCGGCAGCUGAAAAGGCUGCAGCAGAGAAAGCCGCUGCAGAAAAGGCAACCGCGGAAAAGGCAGCAGCUGCAAAAAUAGCAGCGGAGAAAGCCGCUGCUGAAAAACUAGCUGCUGAGAAAGCCGCUGCAGAAAAAAAGGCGUUUGCAGAAAAGGCAGCCGUUGAGAAGGCAGCAGCUGAAAAGGCAGCCGCGGAAAAAGCCGCUGCCGAAAAACUAGCUGCAGAGAAGGCCGCUGCAGAAAAAAAGGCACUUGCGGAAAAGGCAGCAGCUGAGAAAGCAGCAGCAGAUAAAGCAGCGGCAGAUAAGGCAGCAGCAGAUAAAGCAGCAGUAGAUAAAGCAGCAGCAGAUAAAGCAGCAGCAGAUAAGGCUGCAGCAGAUAAGGCUGCAGCUGAUAAAGCUGCAGCAGAGAAAGUAGCAGCGGAAAAAAUAGCUGCUGAGAAAGCCGCAGUUGAAAAGGCAGCAGCUGAGAAACUAGCAGCCGAAAAAGCAGCAGCAGAGAAGGCAACUGCUGAAAAGGCAGCAACAGAAAAAGCAGCGGCUGUAAAUUUGCCAGCAGAAAAAUUAUCGGCGGAACAAGCCACCGUUGAAAAUGCUGCUAUCAAACUAACAGCACCAGCAAAUGUCGAAUCUCAAAAACCGACAUCUGAAAAUGGAGCUGCCAAAAAAUCAGAAUCUAAGCCAAACGAUAACAAACCCAAACCAGAACAUAAAGGGAACAACAAGAAAAACAAGCGAAGCCCAAAGAGUAGUAUGUCGGAAGACGAAAAACUGACCGGUCCAAAAAACGUGGAAAGCAGCGAUUUUGUCUCAUCUGUUAAGCCAGAACCAGUUGUAGCAAAAUCGCUAGAAACCGCUGCCAUUGCUGCUGUAGCCGCAGUUUGUCCAGUUGCCGCUACCAAAGCAGAAGAAUCUAAAUCCGGCUCUCCAGAAAAGACUGCCUCGGCCAAGCAAAACACAACGGAACAAAAGAAGGGAUCACCCCCAAAGGGUAACGGAACCGCUGCUAAACCGAAACCACAACCACAGCCACCGACGACAACUGCUAAGCCACAGACACCAUCAAAAUCACCAGAAAAGACACUGCCGAAAGUCAGUACUCCAACUCCAAUGAAAAAAGCACCUUCUCCACCGAAAACAGUUCCUUCUCGAGCCUCUCCAAAACCAGCAACUCCACCAGCAACUCCGAAUCCUACCAAGAAACCCGAACUCCCACCUAAGCCUGAAUUUCUAAAGAAAAAAUCCCCUUCAAUAGAGAAGGACAAGCAGCCAGUCGUUAAACAAUCAGCACCAGAUUCUGCCAUAGAGACUACGAUGCCACAGGUACCAUCUGCAUCACCAGCUCCGUGUCCUGUUCCCGAACCUUCCAGUACAGUUCCUACAAGUCCCUCCACUGAUCUUCCAUCUCCAGAUGCAAACGCCGCGGCUACGAACCGACUAACGGAAGAAUUGAACGGAGCAGGCGGCAGAAAACCAGCAACCAGCCCAAGUAAAGUAAAAACGCUGCCAAAGAAACCAGACGUUCCACCGAAACCGGACGUUCACAACAAAAAUGCAGCCAAGAUGAAGACUCCCAUCAAGCAGCCUGCAGCCGCUGGAUCGAAGGCACCAACGUCUGAUUCUAGGUCCCCGGCCACGGAGCAAAGUAGAUCGGAAGCAUUUAAGAAAAAUAUGGAAAUUAUUUCCACUCUCGCCGAUAUCCUUCUAUCCUAUCCCAAGAAAAAGAAAACCCUUUCCCCCUCCGAUAAUACUCCUAGCUCAUCAAGCGCAUUAACACCAUCCACCAGUACAGCAAACACUAGCUCGAACCAACCAUCAGCAGACACCAAAAAACCACAAGAACCUAAAGCCAAAAAGCCGAGAUCGAAUCUUAAUCUCGAUCGUAUACUAUCCAUUUUGCAAAGUACUCAAAGACCUGGUAACAGCAAUGACGGCGAGGCAAAAAGCCUUCAAGGCUUUGGUUUCCACAGUGCAUUCGAGGCACAACCUUCAUCUUCAUCUCCGUUACCAGCAUCCGCAUCUAUGACGCUCCCUGUCACAUCAGUGUCAAAAUCGAGUGCAGAUCCUUGUUCAUCCCAGCAAGCCCUUCUAACCAAAGACGCUAUCCGUAUUUUGAUGCCUACCUUGCAGGAGGUAAACGUGAAGUUCAACGUCGAAAAGCAACUCGCGGCACUCAAUGCGACCGCAGCUGCCGCUAAACUGAUGCCGAAAACUCUUCCCCCCGGUACGGAUACAACCGACGAUGAUGAGCUCGAAGAAGAGUUAGACGAAGAGGAAGAAUCCAUUGAGUACAAGUUUGCGCCUCGUCCGGUGUUCUUGGCCACCAAUUGUCAAGUUUGUAAAAACCCGCUUAAAACGAUGGUUCAAUGUGAACUAUGCCACAUGGUGUCCUAUUGUGGGGAAGACCAUCGGCGGGCGGAUGUCGCUGGCCACAAAGACCUUUGCAGUAUCAUAGCGGAGCUCGCAAAGCGAAGAGGUGGACACAUCUACAACAUGGCGCACAAAUUAACAGACGACGAGUAUCGCAACCUCCGUGUCCACACAUUAAACCAAUCGGAACAAAUGUUAAAACGACCGCUUCAACCAUUCGAACGGGAGAUCCUUCUUUUCCCUCGGACAUGCUGUUCACCUAGUUGUCGUGAGUGGAGACAGGAUCUACUCACCGAAUGUAAGGAAUGCCGUCAGUUAUCGUUUUGUGCCGAGCAUCCAGAACAUCUCCUGCCUACCCAUAAAACCUGGUGCAAGUCGUUCUUCCUCUUCCAAAAGAUAAUUCUUCGACAGAAACUUCUCGGCCGCAUCGAGCCGGAUCUACCAGUUCGAAUAGCGGGAAAAACGUUCACUCUUCCUCCCAACAUCGAUGAAGUCAUCAAGCUGCUCUACAAGAACUCAAGCGCACUUCGGGAUGAAUGUGUUUACGCAACGUUAACACAGAUCGCCACUGCACCGCUGACCGCCCUGCACGGUUACUUGCAGACCGGUCUAAAGCCGACGGAAACCUUCACCAUCCAUCUGGUUGGCGCGGAGUUGCAGUUUGAAGGCGACACCCUGGACAAGUGGGAAGCAUUCUUCCUUCACAUCGUGCCGGAAAUCACCGAACUGCGAGUUGUGUUCGUGGGACCCGAACUGAACGUCGAGAAUCUGCCGAUAGAUAUCAUCAGCCGAAUUCGAAUGUGCCGGACCUGCCGCAUGAAGUGCCGCGGAGUGAAGUUUGACUUUCAGUGUCGGCGGUUCUACCACGAUUACCAGCAAGACCGUAGCUGCUAUUCGAAACCGAAUCUGGUAUGUUUCUUCAACCCUGUCCUGCAUUCGACCGCCAAUUUUGAAGGCUUCGAUACCUGGCCUGCCACCCUGGAAGCUGUUGCAGCCAUCAAAUGUCCGGUUAUCGUGAGCGCCUACACGGAACUCGAUUGCCCACUGGAUUUAAUCCGAUUUCAGAGGGAAGCCACGCGACCGUUACAGAUUGUUCAGCAACCAACACUGAAUCCGUACAGAUCCAAACGCCCCGAACGCAACUUUAUUUCCGAUGGGAUUGUACCAUUAAUCUUUAAAAACUAUUACUACUUCGUAGUGAAAUGACCCGAAACCAUUUUGUUAUACGCAAUAGUUAUCGUUCCUAUCAUCUACCUCCUGUAUCUGAAAGUAUCGCUAAUAAUUUCCAUGUUUUUCUAUAGAAAGUGUAAUCAAAAAAAAGUAUAAUUUGUGUCAACCAUUGUCAAUCGUAAUAAAUCGCAACUUUUAAAAUGUA